Molecule: messenger RNA, 4181 nt
Organism: Cherax quadricarinatus
Lineage: Eukaryota; Metazoa; Arthropoda; Malacostraca; Decapoda; Parastacidae
Gene: PGAP1
Product: GPI inositol-deacylase
Biological process (GO): GPI anchor metabolic process; endoplasmic reticulum to Golgi vesicle-mediated transport
Cellular component (GO): endoplasmic reticulum
Molecular function (GO): phosphatidylinositol deacylase activity
Source: RefSeq, a predicted model, not a curated record
GGUCAGACAAAGUGACUUAUUUCCAUUGAUGGAAGUAGAGAAGUGCCCUUAAACCCCGCAACAAGCAACAGCAGCAAUAGUAACAGUAGCAGCAGCAGCAGCAACAACAACAGCAGAAACAGCAACAACAGCAGCAGCAACAACACAACAACAGUAACAACACAACAACAGCAGCAGCAACAACAGUAGCUCAUCCCACCUACAUGGCGAGGAGGAGAGGCACCUGGAUACUAUAAUUUAAGAGUUGAUAAUGGGUGAUCAGGUGAAGCUGGUGCUUGCCGGCGUGUUGAGUGCCCUGCUGACCUGUGGUAUGUACGAGCAAGUGUUCAACAUUGAGCCCAACAAGUGUGAUAUGACCUACAUGUACCAGCUCCCUCAGUAUAUUCCUAUAAAACUUCCUUCACAUGUGGUUGAGCGUUUCCCAUACUAUAGUUUAUAUGCAUAUGGAGAAGGCCGCUAUUCUGAAUCUCUGAAGAAAGGCCUUUACACAGGCAUUCCAGUUCUCUUCAUACCUGGAAACAGUGGUUCCCAUAAACAGGUGCGGUCUUUAGCAUCCGUGGCAUUUCGCAAGGCUCUUGAUGAUGAAACGGACUUUCACUUCAACUUCUUCACUGUAGACAUCAACGAAGAACUGGGUGCAUUCUAUGGUCCAGUACUGGAAAAGCAAACUGAAUUUGUUGCCAUUGUAGUGAACCGCAUCCUUGAGUUAUAUACCAAUGCCACAGUCAUUCCCAAGUCUGUUAUCCUUGUUGGUCACUCAAUGGGAGGUAUGGUGGCGAGAGCGGUAUAUACACUGGACACUGUAGCAGCCUCUAAAGUGUCGCUCAUCAUCACACUGGCCACACCACACACCCGCCCAGUACUUGUCCUGGACCAGUACCUCGAGCAGUUUUAUGAGAAAGUAAACACAUAUUGGAUUAUGGAACGUUCAUUGGACUUAAAGGAUGUCGUCUUGGUAUCUAUUGGAGGUGCUAGAAAUGAUGUUCAAGUGCCAACCUCUCACACCAUCACACCUCUUGCUGAUGUUGCAACUACUACCACUAAUGUGCCUUCAUGUUGGAUGACCACUGACCACCAGGCUAUUGUUUGGUGCAGACAGCUAGUGUUAGCCAUUGUACGAGCUUUGUUUGACUGUGUUGAUCCAAACACAUUAAGGCUCACGACUAGCAGAAAGCUCAUUACUGAUGUCUUUGAGUAUCAUCUCUCUAAGAGAAUCACUGGAAAACGCUACAAGAGUUCCUUUUACUCUCCCACAAUUGAGUUGAACAAGGAAGGAGACUGGAAUGAAAUAGUGAAAAGGCAGCACACUCACAUAGCUCAAACAACACCCUCUAGAACGUACCUCAUGAUCCCUCUGAACCCUGGCCAUCAGUUAUAUCACGAAGCAGCUAUCGUUGCAACAAACUUAGACAAUAAGCACUGGGUCGCAGCUUGUAACGCUAAUUAUGUACACAAAGGGAAUCGGAUUUGCUUGACAGGAGAGAACCUUUCGAACUAUACAAAGAAGUUAAAGGGUAAAAUGAAGACUGUGGAGCUGGACCUGGAGUCCCUUGGUGCAACUGGUCAUACACACAUCAUUGUAAGCAUUCCUGCUACAGAUGAAAGGGUGGAGAUUGCCAUCGAUGUGCACAGCAAGACCGGACGGCAGAGGACCAUCGAUGUACCAGCUUUUUUUCGCUCUUUCAUACAGACUUUAAUUGUGGAUACAACUCCUCAAAAAGCUCUGUCUUACAAUGUAACUCUUAGAGGUUUAGAAGACAUGUGGCAGUCGUUCAAACUAAUUCUUCGUCCUCGUUCAGCUUGUGCAACAGAGAAUGUUCCUAUGGCUAAGAUGUACUUACCGUGGGUCCAGAAAGAGUUUUACUUGCAGAAUAGCGGUCCAGGUGUAUCUUACAUUGCCGAGAUUGACAUCCCACGCCUUGAUGAUAAUUCCUCCUCUAGCAUCCAGUUUAUUCUAAACCCUGCGUGUACUUACUCCAUACUUAUUCAGGGAAGCUUUGUUGGUGUGUUUCGACGGCUAGUAUGGCUUUACGGCUCGCAGAUUCCAUCAUACUGUGCGGCACACCUCCUCCUCACCCUUGCUAAGCAGCUGCGGACGAUUGGCAUUGAUGGUUACUGUCCAUCCUUCUUUUCAUCCAUGCUUACCCUCUCACCAUUGGCCAUUGUUCCUUUUAUUAAGAUCAGCAGCAUUAUACUGAAAAAUUUUGAUGUAUCUGAUGACAUUAUCAUUAUGAACAAUAAUGGAGAGGAACUGGCAAUACUUCCCAUCCUCUUGUUCUUGGGAACUCUGCCUUUAUCCCUAGCCACGGGUGCAGCCACCUGGGGCCUGGUCCUUCUCAGUGGCAAUGCGGCACACACUUUUGUUCUUAAGGUGUUGGGGCAUUCGCUGGGUGGAAGAGACGUGAUAGCUGACCUUGCUGUAUCAGGACUGUCUCGUGUGCCAAUUGUGGUUGGUGUAGCACUCAUUUCUCUGGCUUAUUCUUCAUGUGGCACUCUGGCAUUGUUGUUAGCUGGCAUAUUUUACUUCAUAAAGGUUUUCAAGUUAUAUGAAGAUUACAUAGAGAGAAUUUUAUUGGGACUAAUACCUGGUACAUCAGGUGGUGAAAGUUCUACUGAUCGAGCUCUGUCAAGGGUUCACUUCAACAUGACCAUCAUGAUGUUGGUGUUUGUUGUGGUCAUCCUUAAUAUGCCUACUCUCAUUAUUUGGAGCAGAUUAGUAAGUAACAAUCUACCACUUACGGAAGACCCAACACUGUCAGUAACAGUCACCUUGCUAGUCACUCUUUGUUUCCUGUGGCAGAAGAAGCUCCCAAAGACCGACAGGAAAUACUACAAAGUGGUUUCAUGGGUAAUACACUUCAUGGCAUGUAUAACACUGCUGUUUGGAAGUAUACACAUAUACCGGGUGCCAUACUUCGUGACGGGAGCCCUGGUGUUGCUUGCUGUGCACCAGACUUUAGCUCCUCGGGCAUCUAAUGAUGACAGUGACGAUGAGGACGACGAGCAAGACCAUGACACACCUAGCAGAAGCAGCCAUCCAUUUAUGGCUGAAAUAGGAAGAGAGAAUGGCUCCAACACUGAGGGUAUUCACUCUGAGGUGACCACACCUGGCUCUGAUACAGGUACUUCUCAAAGUACUGCUGGGUCAGCCAGUGAAUAAAAUAUUGUGAGGCAGGUGCACAUUGGUGUGGCCCAAGGCAGGUGCACACUGGUGUGGCCUGAGGCAGGUGCACACUGGUGUGGCCUAAGGCAGGUGAGCACUGGCGCUGCUACAAGUCUUUUGUUAUAAGUUUCCGUUAUGUACAGUACAUAUUGUUUUGUUGGAACGUUGCAGGAUGUGUAUUUUAACUGAGCACUAAUCAUAAGUACAUGUAAUGUACUAGAUGAGCUGUUUCUGCAUUUGGUGAGAGAAUGUAUCACGUGUGUGUGUGUGUGUGUGUGUGUGUGUACAGUAGGGCCCCGCUUUACAGCAUUCUGCUAAUAUGAUCAUUUCAGAUUAUGACCAAAACUCUCUAUACGGCUCCCCCCACCUGACUCUAAUAUGGUCACCGUGCCCCACCCAGUUUGUUUACAUUCUCUGUGAGCUCCGUAAGCACUACAUCUCUCCAUUAUGUCUGCAAACUCCAAAAUUUCAAGUGUUUUUAACCCUUUGACUGUCGCGGCCGUAUAUAUACGUCUUACGAGGUACCGUGUUUGACGCAUACAUACUCAUAAAUUCUAGCGGCUUCAAAUCAAGGAGGAGAAAGCUGGUAGGCCCACAUGUGAGAGAAUGGGUCUGUGUGGUCAGUGUGCACCAUAUAAAAAAAAUCAUGGAGCACGCAGUGCAUAAUGACAAAAAAAAAAACUGACCGUUUUUUUUAAUUAAAAUGCCGACUUUGUGAUCUAUUUUCGUAUAGUAUUUAUGGUUGUAUUCUCGUUUUCUUGGUCUCAUUUGAUAGAAUGGAAAACAUAUUAUAGAAAUAGAGGUGAUUUUGAUUGAUUUUCCUAUAAAAAGAACCUGGAAAUGGGGCUCAAAGUAGGGGAAAUGUUCGAUUUUUGCCGAUGUUCAAAAGUAAACAAAUGAUGUCAUUGUCCAAUAAAUGUCCAGCUAGCCAUUCUAAUAUGCAGUCAUGAAUGGGUUGGUGUUAUUUACACAAUUAUUACAGUAUUGCAGUAGUCUGCAUAAUAGUAAAUCUUCUAUU